Molecule: messenger RNA, 2306 nt
Organism: Chelonia mydas (Green sea turtle)
Lineage: Eukaryota; Metazoa; Chordata; Testudines; Cheloniidae
Gene: SLC51A
Product: solute carrier family 51 subunit alpha
Exons: 13
Coding region: 958-1977 (339 amino acids)
Biological process (GO): bile acid and bile salt transport
Cellular component (GO): endoplasmic reticulum membrane; plasma membrane
Molecular function (GO): transporter activity
Source: RefSeq, a predicted model, not a curated record
GCCGGCCACUCACCAGCUCCUGCUACAGCCGCCGACUCCAGCCACCCUCAAGGAAGGGAGGGAAGCGGUGCCCGUUUUAACCGGCCGCCGGCCAAUCAGCCGCGCGGGGCGGAGGAACGCGGCGAGUGUGUGGGGGGAGCCAUUUUGUGACCAAGUGUGAUCUGCGCAUCGGUUUCUACAUCUCGUCUAAAUGAUGCCAUCUCCAGCAGCACCGACCUCCUUAGCACCAUGCUGCAGCAUGGAUUUGUUACUACUGCACACUGCAUCAAAGAGUGACUGGAUUUGAACUUGCUUCAUAGCCACGGUGGUUUGGCUGCUGGAUACUGAAAAUCUCCAUCUCACAAUCGAAACAGUCACUAUUACGUGGUGCAGGGGCUGGCUGCACCACUGAAUCUUCUCUGAGUGCACCCCGCCGGGCUCGGACCUUGGACCUCCACUCCACGGCUCUCAUCGCGGAUUCGAUUUGCUCAUGCUCAGACGGGGCCCGCCGUGUGCCGACCGCUCUGGCCCAGCAGCAGGGCCAACUGGAUCAGCAGCUGCGGUUCUUCCCUUCAGGAGCUGUGACUAAGGUUGCCAGGUGUCCGGUUUUUGCCCGGAACGCCCAGCCGAAAAGGGACCCUGGCGGCUCCGGCCCCGACCCCACUCCACAGGGACCAGUUCGCUUCUGGGGGAACCAGCCUGACAGGCCCAGAAGGGGGCUGAGCCGGUGAAUCAAGUUGGAGUGUCUGUGUCCCCAGACAAGCCGCAGCCGGUUACCUACGGGGGACGCGUCGUGACCACUGAUCCGUUCCCCCCACCCCGGAAGGGGAGUUACAACUGCACAAGGCCGGGCUGCGAGCGCCGACCUUUGGGACUCUGCCCCCGCCUGGCAAACGCUGCUGGAGCCUUUUGCCAGCCAGCAGCUGGGUUUGUGGAGGGUGAGCAGGAGCCAGCGUGAUCGCCGGGGGAAGGGGCAGAAUGGAGUAUUCCGCAGAGCUCCUGUCCGACCCCAGGUUCUCACCUCAGCUGAUUAAGCUGCUGAUUACGAAUUUCAGCGUCCCCCUGGCCUGUGUCUCCAAGCCGCCCACCUCGCUGCAGCUGCUGUACCAGCUGGACCCCAUCGAGCUCUCCAUCCAUGGCCUCAUGACCUUCCUGACACUGGUGUCGGUCGCCAUCUUCCUCGAAGAAGCCAUCUACCUUUCAAAGAAGAUCCGAUGCCUGAUCAAGAUGAAAACCCUCAUCUGGAGCAGCUCGGCCCCCACGAUGGUCUCCGUGUUCUGCUGCUUUGGGCUCUGGUUACCACGCUCCAUGAUGGUGGUGGAGAUGGCUAUUGGCAUGUACUUCAGCAUAUGCUUCUACCUCCUCAUGCUGAUCAUGGUGGAAGGCUUCGGGGGGAAGGAGGCCCUGCUCAAAGCCCUGAGGGACACGCCCAUGGUGAUCAGCACAGGCCCCUGCUGCUGCUGCUGCCCCUGCUGCCCACGCAUCACUAUGACCAAGAGAAAACUUAAACUCUUUCUUCUGGGCACUUUCCAAUUCGCCUUCUUCAAGACAGCCUGUGUCUUUGUGGGGCUGGUCCUGGCUGAAGAUGGAAACUACAAUCCGGCUGAUAUCUCCGCUGAGAGCGUGGCACUCUGGAUAAACACCUGCCUUGGGUUCUCCACCAUCUUUGCUCUGUGGGCCCUUGGGAUCAUGUUCCGCCAGGCGAGGGUGCAUUUGGCAGAGCAGAACAUGGGGGCCAAGUUCGCUUGUUUCCAGGUGCUCCUCAUCCUGACUGCGCUUCAGCCCUCCAUCUUGAGCAUCCUGCAAAGCAGCGGCCAGAUCGCCUGCGCCCCGCCCUUGUCCUCCAAGACGAGGUCACAGUACAUGAGUGCGCAGUUGCUUAUCCUGGAGACCUUCAUCAUAACGGUGGUGACUAGGAUGUAUUACAGAAAACAGGACGACAAGGCAGGAUACCAACCUUUCAGCCUUCCGGAUGGGGACAUGGAAAGCAAAGCCUAGACAGGAAGAAGCGGUGACCAGAAAGGAGCUUCUGACAGCACAGAGCCAUGGCACAAGGAGUUUCUCCCACUUUGCCAAAACAUGUUCCCUCUGCAAUUUCACAGUGAUAGAAUAUUUCCCUAGGUAGCUGUCUGAAGUUUCAUUUGGCAAGUGACAUAUAGGAGGGAAACACAAUUUGCAUCCAGAUGGUAGAUGGCUCUGAAAUCCAAAGGAUAUGAACCAAAGUUUCUGUAAACCAGCUUCUUAGUGGAGGGGCCUUAUCUGUAAAGUGCCUAGCCCACCUCGGGUGCUGUAUAAAUACAGAAUAAAAAUCGAUCCAGGCACUUAAA